Molecule: messenger RNA, 1134 nt
Organism: Lactuca sativa (garden lettuce)
Lineage: Eukaryota; Viridiplantae; Streptophyta; Magnoliopsida; Asterales; Asteraceae
Product: F-box protein SKIP19
Molecular function (GO): protein binding
Source: RefSeq, a predicted model, not a curated record
AUGGCGUCGACAUCCACCGUAAACCCCUUGAAUGCAAUGGAGGAAUCUCCAAAUUGGCUUGAAAUGCCUCACGAACUGAUGGCAAAUAUACUUCAGAGAUUGGAUGAUGUAGAAAUACUCAACAGUGCACUUAAAGUAUGCACAACAUGGUGGAGAAUUUGCAAGGAUCCGGCAAUGUGGAAAGUCAUCGACAUGCACAGACCGAUUGAUGCUCGGGAUGUAGAUUACGAUCUUGAGGCGCUGACUAAGCAGGCAGUUCAUCUAAGUUGUGGGGAAUUGAUCGAUUUCAGUAUCUCGGGGUUUGGCACUGAUGAUCUCCUUGAUUACAUUCUGCUAAGCUCAAGUAAACUUAACAGUCUUUGCCUUACGGACUGCUACAAUAUCACAAGCAGUGGGUUGAGUCGUGGGCUCGAAAGAGUGCCACAAUUGGAGAAACUUCACAUUUCUUACACGUCUUGGAGGGUAAACUACAGCGAAGUUAUUGUACCAAAUUGCCCCCAACUUAAGUCCUUCAAGUUGGACAAAGAAUGCAUAGAGAUAGGCCUUACAAAUGACGAUGAUGCCCUUGCCAUUGCAGAAAACAUGCCUGAGUUACGCCAUCUGCAGGUGUUUGGUAAUAAGAUGACAAACACUGGACUCCAAGCCAUUCUUGAUGGAUGCCCUCACCUCGAAUCCCUAGACGUUCGUACGUGUUACAACAUUAAUAUUUUCGGGGAUGAAGUAAAACUCUGCAAGGAAAGGAUCAAAAAUUUCAAGUGUCCUGGUGACUCGAUUGAAAACUGCACGUUUCUUCCUCCGUUUCAUGUCUAUGUGGACCCCAAUAAUCAGUGGGGAGAUUACGAGCAUUAUGAUGAUGGUUUCUAUUAUGAUGAUUAUGAUGAUCCUUCCGACUAUAUAUGAUUUCUUUGUUGGGUUCACAAAGUAUUUAGUUUUAUGUUUUUAAUAUUGCUUAUGUCUUUGUGUUGUUUGCAGGUGUAGAACUUUGGCUUUAGAUAUUAUAUAUGUAUCUGCUUAGAAGUGUUAUGUUUUUAGUUCAUGUAAUGCUAGCUAGUUUCGUGGACUAAAGUUAGGAAAUAUCUAACAAUGUACAAAUAUUAAAUGCACUAGGUAAACAUCUUUUUUACUUUUGGAAAA